This is a messenger RNA of Amyelois transitella, 1590 nucleotides long. It is a transcript of the gene resilin, whose product is annotated as pro-resilin. The record is from RefSeq and is a predicted model, not a curated record. The transcript is spliced from 3 exons. The annotation marks the transcript as partial. Gene Ontology annotation, cellular component: extracellular matrix. Lineage: Eukaryota; Metazoa; Arthropoda; Insecta; Lepidoptera; Pyralidae.
UCAAAACAAAUUAUAUCAUUUCAGCACAUUCUUUGGGUCGGCGCUUUAGCUUGGACAGCGUGCAAGUGUGAGCCACCAGUUAACAGCUAUCUACCUCCAUCAUCUAGCAGCAAUGGCAGUCCUUCUUCACAAUACGGCCCACCAGAUGUCGGUAACAACGGCCGAUCAGGAGCUCGAGGCGGUUCUGGAAUAGGUGGAAAUCAAAACCAAUUACAGGACUCUUACUUCCCACCUGGAGACACUGGUAACACCAGGCCCGACACUCAGUAUGGCCCGCCAACGGCUCAAGGUGCUGGUCGAGGAUCGCCAGGUUCGCAAUUCGGACCUUCUCAAAAUGGCAGGCAGGGAAAUAGUAAUAGACCUAGUGCACAAUAUGGUGCACCAAAUCAAGGACAAAGAACAACAGACCAGCCUGAUCGAUCUUCACAGCUGAACACACCUAAUGGGAGAGGCCGCCCACAGAAUACUUAUAGUUCGCCAAACGAACAAGGAUUUAAUGGCUCGCCCAGUGCAGGAGGCAAUGAUUUUGAUUCUAGUGGAUCUGGAUUUGGGCAACGACCGGAUAGUUCUUAUGGCCCUCCUCCCAGUGGUGACUUUUCAUCUGCUAAUCGGGGUCAAUCAGGACCUCGGGGAUCGCCUGGAUCUUCUUACUCUGCUCCUCUGAUUAGUGGGGGAGCUAAUUCAUUUGACGGUGGACAAUCAGGUGCUUUGCCGUCAGAAUCUUACGGCGCGCCAGGUUUCGGCGGUGGAUCUGGAAAUCGAGGUGCUGGCGGUCGAGGGAAUAAUUUCGGAGGCGAUGAAUCUGACGAACCAGCUAAAUACGAGUUUAGUUACGAAGUCGAGGACGCGCAGUCAGGUACUAAAUUUGGUCAUUCAGAACAACGUGACGGGGACACAGCCACGGGGGAGUAUAACGUAGAGCUGCCCGAUGGCAGGACGCAGGUGGUCGAGUACGAGGCCGGUCUGCAGGGAUACAAGCCUCAGAUACGAUACGAGGGCAAUAGUCGAGCUGCUCAAGGCAGUAGCGGCUAUCCCCAAGGUGGUCCAGGAACCAACGGCAAUGAGCUGGGUAAUCCCCAAGGAUUUGACCAGGGCGCCGGUGCCCGCCGAGGACAAUCGGAAGAUUUAACUCAGGGAGGGUUUGGAUCCAACGGUCAAGAUUUUGAAGGAUAUCCCAGUGGGAGACCUGAAAAAAAUGGUGGGAAUAGGCAACAGCCAGGUGGGGGUUAUCCCCAAGGUGGAUCUGGUCAAGGAGGUUUUGGGGGUCAAGCCAAUUUUCCUUCAGGAUCAAGCAACAAUGGUUUAGAGUCCCUGAACGGCGGGUCUCAAGAUCGCGGGUACCCAGGAAGCAAUGGAAAUGGUAAUGGUUAUCCAAGAGGAGGGCCCCAGAGGAACAAUGCAAACGUCCAAGGGAAUCGAGGUUUUUCGAAUGGAGAUGACUCUGGGGAAGGUCAAGGUUACCCACCAGCUGGAAGACCUCAAAAUGGCGGAAGAGGACGGCAAGGAAACGGUAGAGGACAAGGCGGCUCCCUAGGAAAUGAUGGGUACCCCAGUGGAGGUCCUAAUGGGCCCCGUGGUUCCGGAUAUUGA